AUGGAGGAGCUGAGUCGAGCGCUGGCGUGCAACUUCAGCGUGUCGCAGGAUCUCAACAGCACGGCCACCCCCCACCCGCGCCUGGGGCAGUACAAGGCCAAGUACAGUUCCCUGGAGCAGGCCGAGAGAAGGCGCCGGCUCCUGGAACUUCAGAAAACUAAGCGACUGGAUUAUGUGAACCAUGCAAGAAGGCUGGCGGAAGAUGACUGGACAGGGUUGGAUGAAGAAGAGAAGGAAGAAGCCGAGGAAGAUGUCGAAGGCAUGGAGGUGGAAGUGAGGAAGAAGUUACCCAAGCAUUAUGCCAACCAGUUGAUGCUGUCUGAAUGGCUGAUUGACAUCCCUCCGGAUUUGGCGCAAGAGUGGAUUUUAGUCGUGUGCCCUGUGGGGAAGAGGGCCCUAGUCGUGAGUUCAAGGGGCUCUACUGCAGCUUAUACCAAAAGUGGCUUCUGCGUCAACCGCUUCCCUUCUCUCUUACCUGGGGGAAACCGCCGCAACUCGUCGACGGCGAAAGACUACACAAUCCUCGAUUGCAUCUACAACGAGGCCCAGCAGACGUACUACGUCUUGGAUGUGAUGUGCUGGCGCGGCCACCCCGUCUACGACUGCCAGACAGAUUUCAGGUUUUACUGGCUUCGUUCCAAAAUGGAAGAGGAGGCUGGUCUGGAAGAGAAAAGUCGGCUGAAUCCAUUUAGGUUUGUGGGCCUGCAGAAUUACCCCUGCACCAACGAAAGCCUGUGUGAAGUUCUGGCCACAGAUUUCCCCUUCGAGGUAGACGGUCUCCUUUUCUACCACAAACAAGCUCACUACAAUCCUGGCAGCACCCCACUAGUGGGGUGGCUCCGACCCUACAUGGUAUCGGACAUCUUGGGGAUAUCGGUGCCGGCCGGCCCUUUGACCACCAAACCAGACUACGCCGGACAUCAGCUGCAGCAAAUUAUCGACCACAAAAGGAGUAAAAAACAGGCUGCGGGGGAAGAUCCCUCAGGCGGCGACGUGGCCGGCGCUGACGGGCGCUAUGAGUUGGAGCACUUAUCCACGCCGAAGCCGGAAGGGUCUCCCUUCACCUCGGGAGACCCGGCAAGUCAGAUGGAAAACUGAA
Molecule: messenger RNA, 1099 nt
Organism: Euleptes europaea (tarantolino)
Lineage: Eukaryota; Metazoa; Chordata; Lepidosauria; Squamata; Sphaerodactylidae
Gene: SNUPN
Product: snurportin 1
Exons: 8
Coding region: 1-1098 (365 amino acids)
Biological process (GO): snRNA import into nucleus; protein import into nucleus
Cellular component (GO): nucleus; cytoplasm
Molecular function (GO): protein binding; nuclear import signal receptor activity
Source: RefSeq, a predicted model, not a curated record